UUCUUCGUGUUGUCGUCCUAUCAUUCAAAUCGCUCUUCUUCUCUUUCCUCCUUUGCUAUAUAUACAAGUACAAUCCCACCCUCUCUUCCGCACUCUGUGCAGCCUCACUAACUCCAUGAACGUUCAAACCCUGUCUCUUGUUCCCUAGUUUCCGUUCUCUUGUCUCUCCUCUCCAUGGCUCUUCUCUUCAAGCCUCACACCUCUCUUUUCUUCCUGGCGACUUGUUUUCUCUCUGUCGCUACACAAGGAAAGGCAGCGCAAGACCCGAACAACUCGAUUUCCUUCUCUUUUCCUCUCACUUCCCUCCGUUUCUCUCGUGACAAUGUUCGAACUCUCUACCCUUCUUCGGUUUCAGAAACCACGCCAAACUCGAGGGUUCAGCCAAGGCCAUCUUCUUAUAGUUAUAAGACGACGUUCAAGUACUCCAUGGCUCUGAUCGUGGCUCUCCCUAUAGGCACUCCGCCGCAGACUCAGCAGAUGGUGUUGGACACUGGGAGCCAACUCUCCUGGAUUCAGUGUCACAAGAAGGUUGCUCGGAAGCCGCCUCCUCCUCCGACGUCGUUUGAUCCUUCUCUUUCCUCUUCUUUCUCUGUUUUGCCAUGUACCCAUCCUCUCUGUAAGCCUCGAAUUCCCGAUUUCACCCUCCCCACUUCUUGCGACCAGAACCGUUUAUGCCACUAUUCUUACUUCUACGCCGAUGGAACACUUGCCGAGGGCAACCUGGUCAGAGAAAAGUUCACCUUCUCCCGCUCCCAAAGUACCCCUCCUUUGAUCCUUGGUUGUGCCACGGACACAAGCGAAGACAAGGGUAUUCUGGGAAUGAACCUCGGACGGUUGUCUUUUGCUUCUCAAGCUAAAAUUUCCAAAUUUUCCUAUUGUGUGCCUACUCGUCGGACUCAACCCGGGUUUUCAUCCACCGGGUCGUUUUACCUCGGUGAAAAUCCGAAUUCCCGCGGGUUUCAGUAUGUUAACCUUAUGAUUUUCCCGGAAAGUCGAACCAUGCCGAACAUGGAUCCUUUGGCUUACACUCUUCCGAUGCAGGGGAUAAGAAUCGGAGCCAAAAAACUGCCCAUUCCCACAUCCGUUUUCCGACCCGACGCAGGCGGGUCUGGUCAAACCAUGAUCGAUUCGGGUUCCGAGUUUACUUACUUGGUCGAUGACGCCUACAACAAGGUUAGGGAAGAGGUGGUGAGACUGGUGGGUCCCAAGAUAAAAAAGGGUUACGUGUACGGUGGAGUAGCUGACAUGUGUUUUGAUGGCAAUCCCAUUGAGAUCGGACGGUUGAUAGGCGAUAUGGUGUUGGAGUUUGAGAAAGGGGUGGAGAUCACCGUUGAGAAGGAGAUGAUGCUGGCUGAUGUCGGGGGUGGGGUCCAUUGCUUGGGGAUCGGACGCUCCAAUAUGCUUGGGGCUGCCAGCAACAUAAUCGGAAACGUUCAUCAACAAAAUCUAUGGGUGGAAUAUGAUCUGGCGAAUAGGAGAGUGGGAUUUGGUAAGGCUGAUUGCAGCACAGCAGCAUAGAGCCAUAAUGGUGAUAUAAUGUUACCACACUUUUGUGUGCAUGAGAAUGGGGGCUGCUGUGCCUACUUAGUAAGAUGGCCCUGUCAGCGUAGAUCAUCCCGAAUGAUCGUAUCCUAUCAGCCGGUCUAGAUGAAGCUACAUGCCACGUGUCACGUGUUCAUCCGAGAGGUUUUAAGCAUUGCAUGUACUUGAGGUACUGUUGUAUGAUGGUAAAGAUGGGAUGAGGAGCCAGACUAGAGUGUAUAUAAGAGGAUGUAAAAAUUAUGCUUAUCAAGUGGAUCGUUUUCUUUUGUACUU
Messenger RNA from Theobroma umbraticum, 1815 nucleotides. Its product is annotated as Eukaryotic aspartyl protease family protein. Lineage: Eukaryota; Viridiplantae; Streptophyta; Magnoliopsida; Malvales; Malvaceae. Gene Ontology annotation, molecular function: aspartic-type endopeptidase activity. Gene Ontology annotation, cellular component: extracellular region. The record is from RefSeq and is a predicted model, not a curated record. Gene Ontology annotation, biological process: proteolysis.